AUGGCCCGAAGCGGAGCAACGCGCCGGGCAUUUAUUGAGUCAUUGAUCAAUUUCAUGCAGACAUGGGGUUUCGAUGGCGUCGAUCUUGACUGGGAGUACCCCGGAGCAGAAGACCGAGGCGGAGUCGCUGCCGAUACAGCCAACUACGUGCUUCUUCUCAAGGACCUCAAAGAUGCGUUCGGCGGCCGGUACGGGUUAAGCGUAACAUUGCCAGCAUCGUAUUGGUAUCUCAGAUGGUUUGACCUACCGUCAAUGCAAGAGUAUGUUGAUUUUUUCAAUAUUAUGACAUACGACAUUCAUGGUGUCUGGGACGCGUCAAAUAAAUUCACAGGGCCCUAUGUUAGGCCGCAUACCAAUUUGACUGAAAUUAAGCAAGGGCUUGACCUGCUAUGGAGGAACAAGAUCAAUCCUUCUGCAGUUAAUAUGGGAAUUGGCUGGUAUGGUCGCUCCUUCACCCUGCAGGAUCCUACCUGUGACAAGCCAGGCUGCAUCUUCCGCUUUGGUGGAAAUCCUGGAGAAUGCACCAAAUCCUCUGGUACUCUGUCAAAUGCUGAGAUACAGCGGAUCAUCGCAAGGACUCAAGUUAAUCCCACCAUUGAUAGAGAAGCAGCAGUCAAGUGGAUCAAAUUUGAUACUGAUCAAUGGGUCUCAUAUGACGAUGGAGAGACGAUCCAGAUGAAGAUGAGUGCGGCAGGCCAGCUCUGCUUAGGGGGUAGUCUAAUCUGGGCUCUGGACCAAGACAGCGCAGACCACACAAGCUCUAACGAUCUCCUCGGCCUUGGAACUGCAAGUGGAGUGGCGCCUGAAGAUGCCGCCAAGAUCCGCACCAUGCAGACUGAUGCGCAAAGGGCUGCAACUAUUCGCAACUCCUGUUACUGGAGUUUCUGCGGUGAGGCAUGUGUCCCUGGCUAUAUCGCGGAGACCUAUGCAAAGGGUCAAGUUAUGGGGAUCGAAAGAGACACUGUGUGUAGGGGGGAUAAUCUAAGGACGCUAUGCUGUGCGCCUGGUACAAAUACUGGAAGCUGUUCCUGGUAUGGGUGGCGUGGAGUAGGAAUGCCUUGCUACACAAACUCCUGUCCGGCAGGUACAGAUCUUGUUGCCGCGAACACAAACUCAUACCUGGACGAUUCAGACGGUGGAGUUAACCACAAUCUCACCUGCAACGGAGGCUCACAAUCUUACUGUUGCUCUGGAUUCGUGCCAUCAUCAUUUGAAAACACGGAUUCUCUGCCCUUGAUCGGGCAACAGGCACUCACCAAACGAUCGUCCAAGCCAUCGUUCGACCCGACGUUUCUUGCCAUUGCUAAUACAGUUGGUGCUCUCCUUGGCGGCUCAACCACGUUUGUCACUUUGUUCUGGAACUAUGUCCUGAGUCCGUUUCAGUAUAUGCCAGUCGAAGACAAAACGACAUCAUCGUGGAAGAAUUACGCUGGCGUCAUUGCUCACCAAAUCGGGCAAGGUGCUCUUGGCCCAGGGGUGACAGAUUUGGAGCCGGCACCCACACCCCAGCCAACAAAAAAGCCGAAAGCAAAAGCAACACAGAUUGGGCGUUACAAGGUCAGUCAGUUUGGGCCUGAUGAUGAAGACUGCGAAACAACAUACACAUGUGCAUAUGGACAAGGCUGGGAUGAGAUUUGUGACAACCAACGCUGGGCUAUUGACAAAGCUCUGAAUGGGAAGAGGGUGUAUCAUAAAGCUCCCAGUCGACCUGAAUGGACUUAUAAGGAUAAAUGGCCUAGGAUGCGGCAUAAAGAAUAUGCCUCUCGCGCAAAACAGCCUGUCGUGAACGGCCGUGUGCGCUGUGAUGUUGACGAGUUUCCGCUAGCCUCCCUAGAAGAGGCCGGGAGAGGGGCGUACCAGGUUGUUCGAUUCGUUAAUGGUCAGGCCAAUGCCGCACAAGGUCAAGACUGGAACAACUGGUUGGUUGCCACAUGGACACCAUGCUCCCAGCUUCGCGCAACGCACGGCAAGAGCGCUCCCCCAAUCACUUGGUCCUUUGGCCCAUUCCAAGAAGGGGACAGACGUAUCAACGCUCGCACCGAUGGCGAGCACUUUAUCGAGGCAUAUGGUUUCAAUUCUCAAAUCCGAGGGGGUGAAUGCUGGGCAACCUAUACAUACACCACAACAGAAAAGGUCAGCAUCUCCGUGGUGGUAGACCAGGGCUUCCGCGCGCUGCCCGAUGACCCAAUGUUCCGAAAGCCAUACGUUUGGCCGAGCUUCAACAACUACAAAAAGCCUCCGUCGUCAACGAACCUGCCUCGACUGAUCGCUGACACGCAGUGGUUGAAAAGAGAGAUCGCCUUAGGGGUGCUAGAAGAAGAGUUGCCGCUGUCAGCUAUCUAUGAGGCUGAGAAGGCAUCUGUCCUAAUUGAGAACCAAGAAUCGCUGAAUCAUGCAUACCCAACCGUUUCUGCGACGUCCUCACUGUCGAUAGGGCGAUACCAGGAUGCCUCCCGGCCAGUACUUAGGAGUGUUUUCCCCAUACAGACGGGUGCGGUGGCGAGUGAUAGCCCCAUGAUGGAGAGACGGAUGCGUCAUUUGAAUGCACACCGCCAUGGGGGUUAA
Aspergillus pseudoviridinutans is the source of this 2565-nucleotide messenger RNA. RefSeq lists its product as uncharacterized. The record is from RefSeq and is a predicted model, not a curated record. NCBI's taxonomy places the organism in Eukaryota, Fungi, Ascomycota, Eurotiomycetes, Eurotiales, Aspergillaceae. The coding region runs from base 1 to 2565 and encodes 854 amino acids. Gene Ontology annotation, molecular function: hydrolase activity, hydrolyzing O-glycosyl compounds; chitin binding. Gene Ontology annotation, biological process: carbohydrate metabolic process. The transcript is spliced from 11 exons.